AACAGCUCUGGGUUAUAAGAGCAUGUCGUGGUAGGCCUAUACGAAAGCCGGGACGGCCAGUCCCUGCUCAGUGAUCGACUAGACGCCAGAGUGACCUUUGGCUGGAGUGACCUCUGGUGCGGGCACAAAUGGGCCCCCCGAUCGCUGAACGCGAAGCGGCAGCAGCGGCUUGUGCGCUCAGGUUUGGCCACUCCGCGUCCCCCGUUAAGCCGCGCACCAAAGGUCACUUGUGCUUACAGCCGGGGCGCUGACUAAAGAACCCUUUUCGUUGGGGAGGGGCUCGGUGCUCCUUCAUUGUUUUACAGUUUGCCCUGGAUUUUCCUCAGGUCUUCCAUGGGAAAUCGAAGUUUCACUUAUGGGAAAAGGGGGCCUCGUUCCUUACUUCGGGCUCCCUAGGCCCACGCCCCGACUGUAGGGCCACUCCUUGGCGUGUAGCCGACAUGAGGGAGAUCGCCGGCCCUGACUGCGGCCGCCCCGGCCGCCUGCGGGCCGCGCUGGCCGCCACCCGCCUCUCGGACAUGAACGCCAGGGACCAGCGCUUCGCGACCUGCGACGGCGCCUGCGCCUCCUUCGAGGAGCUGACCCGCAGGGACCUCGGCGCCGGCGAUCAGCUCGACAAGGCGACCAGCGAGUGCAAGCUGGAGCUGCUGGUCCGGCGCACCUCGGAGCUGCUGAACCCUGCGCGCGUGGAGAAUUCGGACGACGAGGUCGCCCGGGCACCAGCUGUAUGCACACUUGCACCUGUCCUCGAGGAGCAAAGGACGGCAUAAACAUCAACGUCCGGAGCUCCGCGCAGAUCUCUUGGAUCCGCGUUGCCCCCCCCCCCCCCCCCCCCCUUCCUCCUCUCCUCUCCUC
Molecule: messenger RNA, 855 nt
Organism: Prorocentrum cordatum
Lineage: Eukaryota; Dinophyceae; Prorocentrales; Prorocentraceae
Source: the annotation of a GenBank genome assembly